Molecule: messenger RNA, 1383 nt
Organism: Teleopsis dalmanni
Lineage: Eukaryota; Metazoa; Arthropoda; Insecta; Diptera; Diopsidae
Product: lipoprotein lipase
Exons: 4
Coding region: 214-1347 (377 amino acids)
Molecular function (GO): lipase activity
Source: RefSeq, a predicted model, not a curated record
UUGCUGUAAAAAAGUGUGCGUUCGUAUUUUUCGUCGCUGUGACUGUUACCGUUUUGAAAUUAUUACAUUAAUUAAUUAAUUUUUUUUUUUUGAUUUAAUUGAUGUGUUAUCACCUGCAUUAACGGUAGAUUGAGUUAAGUGUUGUGCAUAUUUUGAAUAUCUUUAAUUUGAUUUGAUGUUAGUGAUUUUCGGUUUAAUAGACAUUUUACUUAAAUGCGUCGAUAUUUUUGUAAAAGUUACGUUUUUGUGUUUUGUGUUACAUUCAUUUUGGCACCCCAUGUACAACAUGAGUCCCCAGUGGUUGCUGCGAUCGUGCAUCAUAAAUUGAAAGUUAUGACGAACACAUUCCGAUUUCUACAAGAGACCAUGUUGCGUACCAGCUUGGAGCGGGCGCAACUUAAUUAUGGCAUCAUUUUUGAAUGCCGCACAAAUUCAGAUAUGACUGUAGGCAGCGAAGUGCAUUUUAGUCUGCAAUUGGGUGACAUGAGUGGCUUUAGACGAAUAAAUCCCAGAAGAAAAUUGGCACUUUUUCUGCAUGGCUGGAAUGAUGAAGGCAGCAAAGCCUGGGUACAAGAAAUGUUAAAAACUUGGACACAUUUUGACCCAGAUUACACUGUUUGUGUGGUGGAUUGGGGACAUUUAUCACAAAUGGACUACAAAACCGCUUCCAUGUCAAUAUUUGAUGUGGGCAUAACAGUAGCUGGCAUCAUAAUAGCUAUGGAGGAAUUACGUCCAGCUUUGUUUACACGCAAAAAUGUAACAUUGGCUGGUUAUAGUUUAGGUGCACAUGCAGCUGGUCAUGCCGGAGCUGUGUUGAAUGGAGAAGUGGAACAGAUAAUCGGUUUGGAUCCAGCGGGACCAUUAUUCACUUUACCAUCUGUAGUAUCAGAAAAAUAUCGUUUAGAUGCAAACGAUGCACAAUUUGUACAAGUGUUGCACACUUCAGGCGGUACUCUCGGUACAAAGGUUAAAUCUGGACAUGCAGAUUUCUAUCCAAAUGGUGGUACGGUACCACAAACAAAUUGCAGAAUGUUUAUGAAUCUCAACGAUAUGCAAAAUACAAAUCCAAUUUCCUGUAGUCACUCUUCAGCAGCAGUGUUCUUCAAGCAAUCAAUGGAUCCAGCAUAUCCAUUUAUUGGUCAUCAUUGCAAGAGCUUUCAAGAUUUUUCUAUUGGCUUGUGUGCACAGAAUCGAAGAGGCCGCUUUGGCAUACAUUCGCAACGACAAAGUCAUGGUAAUUUCUACUUCAACACCGAAGCCAACAAGCCAUACGUUAGACGACGUCGACCUGAAGUGUUGCACUUGCAACGUUUGCCGGCACCGCUGCGUUGGAAUCGCAUUUUAUAGUAUUUGUGGUCUGUGCUCUUGCUGAGCCAUUAGUCA